AUGGCGAAAGGAUCCAAGUCAGCGGUGCCAGCUACGCCGGCGAAAUCGGGACGAGGAUCGACCGAAGGCUUGUCGACGAUCGCGAGUGACAUGACGUCUCGGCUGUCGACAAUCUCCGAAGGGUCGGUCCGUCUCGAAGAGUCGGUUGACGAGGAUUCGGACGCCAACGAUGACAUGAUGAUGAACUACGACGACCUGGAAGAGAAGACUCCCGCGACUGCGGAUGAGUACGAAGACCAGGAGGAAGCGAUGGUGUCGGCUGGACGCAGUGGGGGUUCACGCUCCCUCAGCCGAAACCUCGUCUCCGAAUUUGAUGAAGUGGCGCGGCCGGACUUUGCAGACGAUGACUCCGAGGAUGGCACCGAGACCUUGACUUCGAGGGCUCUGGUGCAGGUUACUAAGGAUCCUCGCGAGUCUCAGGGAAACCGGCCUGCGAUGAACAGCAGCACCCCAGCUGCGAACAAGGUACUCGGCCGAGUGCUCGAGCAGAUGAUGGAGGCGAGUGAGUGGAUCCGUCAGUUCAACCCAGACGCUGUGCGCCAGGCGACGUGGACGGAGCUGAAGGAGGAGUUGCAGCACCCCGUGGAGUCGAGUUCCACCACUCAGGUGGUCGAAGACACGGUGUCACUCCUCCGAGCCAUGGGUUUCGAGCCGAUGACUCGCCCGUCCGAGGCCUCGAUCAAGGACUGGCCGCCAGCUAUCGCCGGCAAGGAGUUGCAUAAGUGGAAGAGAAAGCUUCGCCUGAGCUUUGGCGAGACGGACCUCACUCUGGGACGUCCGCCAAGCGCCCGUCCGGCGAAGGAGCCAACCGAUCCCUCGAAGAUCCCGCUCCGGCAGACUCCGAGGAAGACGACCAAACGUUCGAGCAGACGCCAGACUACGGAUGGAGUAUUCUCUGUCAAAGCCGAAGGCACGCCUUACUUUCAGGAUUCGCAUAUGGUGACCCCUCGGUCGGCUACCCGAACCGAGCGCAUCGCUCGUGAAACCGAGAGUACGCGAGCCGAACGGAGCUCCAACCGAAGUGGCUCAAGACGAUCGAGCCGGCGGUUCACGCCGCGCAACGACUCCUCGUCGGACGAUGAUGACGACGAUGCGCCUGACUACGACGGAGGCUUUGACAGUCCUAGCGACGAGUUAGCCCGUCAGGUGCGCGAAGUGAGCGAGAUGGAGCGGCUGAACUCGACCCCUCGGAUCGAGGUCGCGACUCACCGACCCCUCGCCCAGAUCAAGAAUUUCUCUGGUGCCCGCAAUCGGAGCGAGAACUCCAUGCAGUGGCUCCGAGCCUUCGUCUACGAGAUGAAGGGGACGCACACUCCGCCCAACGAGUGGUGCAUGGAUUUCGAACUGAGCCUUCGGGACGGUGCUUUGCAUUGGUACCGUCAGCUCCCCAAGAAGCCGAAGCGUCGGUGGAAGCUGCUCAGUGAUGCUUUCAUCAAGUAUUACUGCACGCAGUUCAGCCAGUCUGCGAAGGCUCGCUACUACUCGGCGCGACGUGACGUUUCGGAACAUCUGUGCGACUACCUAAAUCGGCUGAAUGGCUACGCUCGCAACGCUGGCCUUCAGUUCGAGAAAGGGGACGCGACGCGAAGGAUCAUGUGCAACGUUUCCUCGAGACGUGUGGUGACCGAGGACUCGAGCGGCGGCAUUGCCACGUUCGAACGGGACGAGCGUCAGAGCGAACAGGCGCGCGACAAUAGCCGCCGUGACCGUUACGAGCGCCGUGACCGAGACCUCGGACGCCGUCGUGAGGACUCGCGCUAUGCCCCACGUGUGUCGCUGGCCGAGGCGUCGCUUUCCGACUUGGUGGCUGAGUUGCAGGUCCGUGGGACGAAGAGUGGCCGAUCUGACCGCCCGGAGCCCCGCGGGCAGUCGCGCGACGACAGUGGAAUGACGUCGACACCUCGGAUGAAGAAGGAGGCCAUGUCGCAGCGGCGAAUGAGCUGGAGAGGCGUGCUGCAGCUGAAGGAACCUACGCCCGGUCCGAUCAACGUCAAGGCAGGGGUGGGGAACCCGGCCGAGGCUUCGACCGAUCCAACCGACACUUCAGCCGAGACAACCGCGAUGGUCGCCCGCGUCAGUACGGACCCUGCGCAGCAUGUGGUGGUGCCGGACAUUCGGCACACUACUGCUACCGACGCUGCAGACUGUGUCAACAAGUCCACGACAUCGGCAAACUGCGUCUACGCGUUUGUGGGAACCAGCAAACGGCCGAACGACAAGGACAAGGAACAUGUGGAAAUGACUGAAAUUGAAAAGGAGAGGGGGGAAACCCUCGGUGGAGGUGAAAAUUGUGGAAAGAAUGAAGAAGAUGAAGAUGGAGAUGCAACCGAGGCCUGGGUCUCAAGCGCGGUGGAGAGUGAACGCCCUGGCCGAACGCCCAGUGGAGUGACCAAGUUACUCCCAGGCGCGAGGCUGGGGUGGUGGUCCGCACAGAAGUUCGACAAGAGAGCACGGAUGAGAGCUCUGGUCAAGGGUGCGGUCAACGACACGAGAACGAGGCUUCUGUUGGAUACGGGAGCAAACGUGAGUGUGAUUUCGGAGAAGUUUGCGAAGCAGUUGCGGUUGCGUGACAUUCAGGGACACGGCCGCUGUAUGGAAAUCCAAGGGUUUACGAAGGGAACCAUGGCUACGGAGAGACGAGCCCUCGUCAAGGUAACCCUCGGCUGGGCACGUGUGUACGAGUUUGAGUUGUGGGUCAUGGAUCAUGGCGCCGGAGUGGAUGUAGUCCUCGGCACCGAUUUUAUGAUCCCGGCCGGAGUGCGUUUGGACCUGUUCCAUGCAACCGCGAGGUUGCCGGACGAGGUCAGCAUCCCGCUCAUUAAGACUCUAUGUGCGCCGGACGACCGAGGCUUCGGUCCGCAUGUUAAUGGUGGACCGUCCGAGGACUUGCCCGUCCAGAGCCAAGAGUUUGUGGAAUACCGAGUACAGCGCCGCCAACCACCUCUUGAUACACACGAAGUGUGGGUACGUCGCACGAAGUUUCUGCUGCCGACGGUGACGAAGUUUCGGCAGGGAAGGUCGAGAGGGUUCGGUUGA
Molecule: messenger RNA, 3036 nt
Organism: Phytophthora sojae
Lineage: Eukaryota; Oomycota; Peronosporomycetes; Peronosporales; Peronosporaceae
Product: Eukaryotic/viral aspartic protease
Exons: 4
Coding region: 1-3036 (1011 amino acids)
Biological process (GO): proteolysis
Molecular function (GO): aspartic-type endopeptidase activity
Source: RefSeq, a predicted model, not a curated record